Tremella mesenterica DSM 1558 is the source of this 799-nucleotide messenger RNA. RefSeq lists its product as uncharacterized. The record is from RefSeq and is a predicted model, not a curated record. Lineage: Eukaryota; Fungi; Basidiomycota; Tremellomycetes; Tremellales; Tremellaceae. The transcript has a single exon. The coding region runs from base 116 to 322 and encodes 68 amino acids.
GAUAACUUUGAAACGACUGAUGCUACGUUGCUGCGAUCGAAGGUGGCGAUAGCCGCAAUGGUAGCGGAUGUGUGGGUGAAGUAAGAGGACUGGAAGUGGAGUAUUGAUUGAGAUAAUGGAAAAGCGAUAUUUUCCAAAUGUAAAUCAGCUGAAGUUCAAACAACAAGGAAUAGACUCUCAGAGUGACUCAGCUGAUUGCGAGACGCGCUUGGUAUGUCCUAGGACUCAGAGGCGCGCCACUGGGGUGUCCAGAUUCGUCUACACCGCUGUAUCUAAAGCGAUACACGAUGCACCUCCCACAAUAAAGCAGGUCCGGUUUUAGGAACAAGGAGAGAGUAAUGAAUGAGAGAAAAAGCGAAAGUGUGGAAGUGAUUUCGACUUUUCACCUGCGCUUCUGCAGGACUUGCCUUCACUCCCAGCCGAGAGCGUCGAUACCGAUACCAGAGGCUUGCUGUAAAGCGUGGAUUUGAGGAAUAAGAGAAGCGAUAAUUUAUUAAAAAAGGUGAUGAGGGAAUAAGGAAAAAGCGAGGUUUUAAUUCGUCAAAUAUCGCUUUUCUCGUCAACCCGUGAUCCAAUCCCAACUUUGUCUUUUGUUAUGAAUAGUUGGUAGUUGCGGACAGGAUCCGGUGAAGGGAUUCGAUAAUUCCGAUAAGAAUUGAUGGAAUGGGGUUAAAAGAAAAAUUUUGGAGUUGUAAUGAAGUGAUUGAAAUUUCCGAUUUUGAUUUUUGAUCUCCUGCUUUGACCGCUGCUCCGAUUUACGAUUUGAUUUCAGAUAUAGAUAGAGUACGGUGGAGAGGUG